Molecule: messenger RNA, 948 nt
Organism: Chlorella variabilis
Lineage: Eukaryota; Viridiplantae; Chlorophyta; Trebouxiophyceae; Chlorellales; Chlorellaceae
Exons: 6
Coding region: 1-948 (315 amino acids)
Source: RefSeq, a predicted model, not a curated record
AUGUGUCUAUUGGGCAUCUGCGAACAGCACCCUAGCACGGCUGGCGACGGCAGCCGCCCUGGGCACGAGUGGAAUGCCACCGCUGCGGUGAUCGACCCCUUGGCAGCGCAGCAACCAUCCGGAGGCAGCAUCACGCUGUUCGUGCCCCUGGGCGUAAUGCUGGGGUGCGUGGUGCUGGCGGCGCUGGUGCUGGCGUUGUGGUGGACCAAGCGGCUGCAUCAUGAGGAGCAGGGGCAGGUGUUCGCAGCAGAUGUGGAGCGCGGCGGCCCGCGCUGCAGCCUAGAGUCAGAGCGGAAUGCACCCUAUCUGCCCAAAAUCCCCGUCAUCAUCGUGCUGCCAGACAACACAUCCAUGUCGUUGGGGUGGGAGGUGGAGCACACGCCCUGCCGCAGCCCCACAGCCGCCAUGGCCUCCUCUGCGAGCGGCUCCGGAUCGUCAGCGGGUGGAGAGGAGGAGGAGGAGGAGAAGCCCUUCACCGCGCGGCUGUCAGCAGCGCUGGAGGCAGCCAGCAGCAGGGCUUCGCUUGCUGCCGACGCUUCUUCUCCAGGGCCCGCAACUGCAGCCUCAGGGACUCCUGCCGCUACCCAGCAGGAUGCGGCAGUGGUGCCAAGCCACAGACGCACCGCCGGGGCGGCCAAUGCCACCUCCGGGACCUCCACCCGCGGCAGCGCCCCCACUGCCGCCCCCGCCAGCAGCCGACAGCCUGUCGCCUCCGGCCCCGACCUGGCGGCAAUCGCGCUGGGCGUGGUGGUGCUUGUGGUGUCGCUGGUUGCCCUGCAGAUCUUUCGCUCCCGGCGGAGCGGGCUGGGCUGGAAGGUGCUGCUGCCGUGGAACUGGAAGAGUAUAGGGAGGCCAGAGCCCGACCAGGAGCAGGCGGCAGUGGCGGCGGCAGACCAGCUGGCGGCCGAGCUGCAAGCUACGGGGAAAGCGCCCUCCAGUGCGCGGUAA